Aspergillus steynii IBT 23096 is the source of this 2561-nucleotide messenger RNA. RefSeq lists its product as uncharacterized. The transcript has 2 exons. Bases 303 to 2303 code for a protein of 666 amino acids. Gene Ontology annotation, molecular function: protein binding. Gene Ontology annotation, biological process: protein polyubiquitination. The record is from RefSeq and is a predicted model, not a curated record. NCBI's taxonomy places the organism in Eukaryota, Fungi, Ascomycota, Eurotiomycetes, Eurotiales, Aspergillaceae.
GACCCCCAAUUUACCCACAAACCAGCAGGACCAAGGCCUUCCAUGGACCCUAGGGAAGACCAGUAGCUCAGCUACCGGACGGCACAAGGACAACGCAGACCGCAAGACCCGAGCGCAUCGAAGACCGUCGAAAAAGCACAACGAUCUUCCUCCACACGCCGCCACGUGACGUAAGUCUAGACUUCGCAGAUCGCGGGGGAAAGAAAAAUGGAUUUAAGACUUUGCUCGAAGAAAAGGCACCUCGUCUGAUUCUUCCUCCUGCCCGGCCCGUUCCCAAUGCUGGUUUGGCCACGGUUUCGCUCAUGGAGAAGCUACCGGUCGAGAUUCUCGCCAAAAUAAUUGACUUUCUCACCCCGCAGGAGCAGGUUCAACUUCAGUCCGUCUCCAAGCGGCUGUUCGGCGUCGCCCGCGACAAUACCCUGUGGAGGCUCCACUGUUAUGAGAAGUCAUGGGCUGCCGUGGAUGCUUCGCGUCCGGCUUACCGGCCCUCUGAGAGCUUAGCCGCCAAUAACACCGCCUCGCUCAGCGUGCUAGGGCAGACGUCCCUGCGUUCGCUGAUCCAGCCGCGCACCACACGCUUCGAAGGAGGCCAACCGCCCCAUGCUCCGUCCUUCGCGGAACGGGCGAGAGCGGCGGCGGGAUGGGACCCGUCUUCCGAGGGAGAGGAUGUCGAUUGGUACUCCGAGUAUAUCGCUCGGAAUGGACCGCUGUCGUUCAACUGGAUUCAGCACCCGUUUACUCGGGAAGCUGGAGGCAAGCGGAAGGAUUACCGGGAGGCCAAGGGAAUGGGGUUGUUGCGAGACUGGAGCUCUGCCAGGCAAAAUAAGGUGAUCGCGCCGCUAGAUGAUGGCAGUGUCUGCAUUUGGGACCUCAACCAUUCACAUUCGAUCGGGUCGCAGAAUACCAAAGGCGAUAUUCUGGGUGUUAGUGAGCCGGGUAUUCUGAUGGUCGAUGCUGCUCGGAAGAAGCAAAAUUCCUCGGCAAAGUUGGCGCUGGAGUUUAUCAAUCUGGGCGAAUGCGUGAGCGUGGAUUCCAUGCGUCGCAGAGCGUAUCUGGCAGUUGGGAAUGUUCUCAAUGAAGUUGAUCUGGAGACACUUAGGGUUAUCUCGCAGCAACGAUACCCUUGGUCUGUGUUUGCUUUGUCCCAGGAGACAGAUUAUUCGGUGCCGUUGACCUUGGCUACAACGCUGAGUAUGCACAUCUAUGAUGGCAGAAUGUCGGCAGUGGAGGAGGAAGAGGCCAUUAAUUCCCGCUGUGAAAAGUCAACGCCCUCUCUGGUGCCCAAGUCACAACUCUACGCGCCUCCAGACUCUCCACUGCUACGACUCCAACCGAACGGCCAACCCCCUCAUCGCAUACGAAGCCCGGAUCCGUCGGAGCCCGUUGACAAUUACGCGCCGCUAUUCCAGCCGGGACCUCUUUCACUCCUGCAUCCUCCAGCGCCGCACCUGAAUUCCAUCUUUUUGGCAGGUCGCUUCCCGAGCAUUCUACAAUAUGACCGACGUUUCUUCCCUCGACUGCAGAGCACUAUUCACUCUGGUGGACGGCUGUGCGGGCUUGCCGCGGUUCCUGCUCCGCGAUUCCCCGUUGUCUCCGAUUCUUCAUGGCCAAAUUCACACCAGGUAGUCGCUUGCGGAGAGUAUAAAGGUCGCGGCUCCCUGGAACUAUACAAUUUGACACCGUCAACCCGGAACGAGGGAGAUGACCCGUCAGCGUGGUCAUCUAAUCUGGCACUAGUGCAUCAGAACCGACAAAGUGCAGCCAGUUCGAAGGUGCUGUCGGUAGAAUCCCAUGGAACACGGAUUGUUUAUUCUGAUGGAGACGGCAACGUCAAAUGGACCGAGCGGGACGGACGGUCCGAAAUCCGUCGGUUCAAUAUCAACACGUACAAGCCCCGUGGGAAGCCUACACGAACCCCAGCUGAACACGGCCCGGACUCUAUCCUUGACGAGCAGGAUGAAAACGAGACUGGCGGGUUGUGGGGCAAUUCUCGAUCUCGCAAUGAUGGCGAAGUGGCUCGCAAGAUCCUCCCCACCGGAGGGAAUUUGACAGGGGAUGAGCUUCUCAUUUGGACGGGAGAGCGCAUCGGCCGUGUCAAGUUUUCCGACGUCGCUCCUACCGAGGAGGGUGAGGAGGACGAUGAAGACUUGGGUAUAGAGGGAGAAAUGGAUGAUGCGACACGCGACGAAGUGCGCAAGAAUCGGCGCGAGCAUCGACGCCGAGAGGAGGAAUAUUCCUAUAUGAUGCGCCGAGCGCUGGAACGACAGGCUGAUGAAGUACGGCGAAUCGGUGAUCUGGGGUGAACUAGAUAUUAUUCUGCUUCCCCGUAUCCUCCGUCAUUCUUCUUUUUAUGCAUCUACUCUCGGUAAUCCGAUUGGAUUGACGGCUUCGGGAUUUCUUUAGAAGGUCGGGUCAGCGAGGGCAUUCUAACUAUCCGGAAUACUUCUGUACAUAGCUUGUUAUACUGGCGUCAUCAUCAUGAUGUUUAUCUUGGUCUUUGCGACAUUUCUUCCUCCGCCUAUCUAACAGCCGAUACACCGGAGGAUCCGAAGAUCCCUGUC